Ostrea edulis (European flat oyster) is the source of this 5417-nucleotide messenger RNA. Its product is annotated as USP6 N-terminal-like protein. The transcript is spliced from 13 exons. The record is from RefSeq and is a predicted model, not a curated record. Lineage: Eukaryota; Metazoa; Mollusca; Bivalvia; Ostreida; Ostreidae. Bases 395 to 2467 code for a protein of 690 amino acids.
AGUUCACUAUUGUUCUGAUGAUGUCACAAUCGUCACGGAUAUGGAGGGUUAAUAUUUCUAUUUCUUCUCGAUUGAUGCUGACAGGUUUAAAUGAUCUGAAAAGGUAUAACUGAGAUAAUUAACAUGACAGAUAUGUGUAUAUUUAGCACAUAUAGUAUUAUACUAGGACUUCUUCCUGCAGACGCCAUAUGAAUGAAUAGAGAAUUUCCUUUUCCGUUUGAGCAUGCAUUGACAGCUGUGAAACUCUCUAUAAGGCGAUGUUUGAAGAAUUUCGUUUUUGUUUCUGGUGUUAAAGUUCCGACUUUUUCCUCAAGAGAGUGGAUUAAACAGUUCUUUCAGUUGAUGAAGUGGAAAUGUUACAUUGUGUACAGGGAUUUAAUAUGUUAUACAAAAGAUGAAUAAAUGGGUAAAAAGGACAAUGUGUAGAAUUUCUAAAGCCUCACCAUCCAUGAAUGAGUAUGAUGAGGUUCUGAGAGCUGAGGAGGAGAGAAGGGAGAUUGUCAGCAAAUAUGACAAGGGGCGAGAAGAGGGAGCCCAGAUUGACCCUUGGGAGGAUCCAGCCUUUGAGGUGUACCACGUCCUGGACCGAUGGGGAUUUAUUCAUGACCACCGACUUCCUGAAGGAAGAGAUGCAGCAGAAAAAAAGGCUAUUGAGAUAGAGAGAGAGAGAGAGAAGAAAUGGAUGAAGAUGAUUAAUAAAUGGGAACAGUACUACCCAGGGGAAAAGAUUGUGAGAAGGAUAUAUAAGGGAAUUCCUGCAAGUUUAAGAGGACUGGUUUGGGCCAGGAUUCUGUCUAUCCAUAAAACCCGAGAGGAACAGAAUGGUGUAUACAUGGCAAUGAGAAACCGAGCUAGGAAAAAGUCUCCACACAUACGUCAGAUUGAUAUAGAUGUCAACAGAACAUAUAGAAAUCAUAUUAUGUUCCGUGAAAGAUACGGCGUCAAACAAAAAGCCCUGUUCCAUGUCUUAGCAGCCUAUUCGACGUAUAACACGGAGGUCGGGUACUGUCAAGGAAUGAGUGAAAUCGCAGCACUUCUCCUAAUGUAUCUUAAUGAAGAGGAAGCAUUCUGGGGCCUGUCUCAGCUGUUCUGUAGUAAACAACAUGGCAUGCAUGGUAAGAUACAGAGCCGACUGAUGCAUGGUCUUUUUAUACCAGGGUUUCCUAAACUUCUUCGCUAUCAGGAACACCAUGAUGUGGUACUAAAGAAAUUCUUGCCCAAAGUCCGCAAGUAUUUUGAGAGAAAUGAUAUCUACCCAUCUUUGUACACAAUUAAGUGGUUUUUGCAGUGUUUUCUGGGCAGAAUACCUUUUACUCUGACACUGAGGCUCUGGGACAUCUUUAUUUUGGAGGGAGAGAAGAUUCUCACAGCCAUGGCCUACAACAUCAUCAAAUUACACAGGAGGAAAUUGAUGAGAAUGGGUCCUGAUGAAAUCCUGCAGUUCUUUCAGACAGAACUAGAGAAGAACUUUGGUUAUGAUGAUGAUACUAUUAUAGACCAGCUACAGAUAACUGUUGAGGAACUACGCAAAGCCAAAAUGGACUUUCCUCCACGUCCUAAAGUGAAUGAGGAACCAACACUGCCAUUUGGUCUAGAGAUAGAACCUAGCAUUGAACAAAUUCUUAAGGGUCGUAACCCAGAGACAAUUGAUGAACACUUUAAAAGGAAUCCUCACAAAGGCAAAGCUGGCUAUCUGAAAAGGCGGGGACUGAACAAUGCAGCCACUCCCGAGAUGCCAAGGAGCCGGACAGACUCCAGUCGGUUGUCAGAAUACUCCAUGGAUGACACCUCUACAUACUAUGAUACUGCUGCCAAUUCGAGAAUUUCGUUUUCGAAAGCUUCAAUGCAGAGUUCUCGGACAUCGUAUGCUGAUGAUUCUGACAUGGAGGGUUUACGACAAAUGUCCAUGAUGGAUGAUCUGGAUGAGCAGUUGGUUGGGAUGGAGAAUGGACAUCCGUCCCGUGACACAACCAUAGAAAACAUUGCUGAAGAGCUGAGAUCACCCUCAGUUCACUCGGACUAUGAUAAUAUGGGUGACAAUAAAAGUCCUAACACAUCUUCAAAAGCCAGCUUCCAUGAUGCAGUGGAAACAACGCUAACAGAAGUACCCGUUCAUCAUGAAGUGUCCAUUCACAUACCAGCCAGUAAAUCAGAUGGAUUCAUUAAAUCAAGAAGUAACAUGAGUUACAACCAGAACUCAUCUAAUGCAAAUCAUGACGUGACAAUGGAGGACGACUCCUACAGACAAGGAGCUAAAAGUGCCAAUGACAUCAACAGCAGCCCCUCAAAAUAUGUGUCAAAACUCAAAGUACAAACAGAUCAUAAUGGGCAUCCUAACGGGUAUACAGAUGAAGAUACAUCCCGGCGUAAUGUGCACAAUUCCUCAAAACUCGUGGUGUCAUCUGCCAAUUUUAACCAACGGUUAGUUAGCAAGCAUCAGAUUCAGAUUAAAACUAGUCAGCUGUAGACUCAGGUUUUAUAGUUCAUGUUUUUCUGACGGUUUGUCAGACUUUAACUUCGGAAAAUUUUUGUCUUCAUUUAUUUUUUUCACCUGAAUAUUAAUUGAAUGAUUUGAUAAUUUUUUUUGGAUUAUUACUACCUGAAACAGGUUAUUUGAAUGUCUUUUGGAAGUUUAUGAUAAUUCUUGAUGAUUUGUAACUUGAAAUUAUCUUGAGAAAAAAUUCAACAAAACGUUUUUACUAUGAUUGUGUACACUGUCCAGGAUUUUGUGGUAGGUGAUGUCCUUACAUAUGCUGUCUACAAAUGCAUGUUAUUUGUCUUUCCUAUAGAUUGUGUGGUAUUAAAUGUACCAUUUUUUUAUUAUUAGUUUGUCUAUUGUGUCCUAUUACAUUGGAGACAUGAUUUGUUUAAAGCAUAUGGAUGAUGUAUAUUAAUUCAUUCAAAAUAAGAACAGAAUAAACUUGACCUCCUUGAUAUGGAAUUAGUGUCGUAUAUGGAUACUGUUUGAUUCUAGUAAAGGGGAAAGAAAUUGGAUACUUAGCUCUAUUGAGGUGAAAGAGGAAAAAUAAAACACAAAAACUUGAAAUAAGGUUCAAAGUUCAAGUUAAUUGGAAAUGGAUAAACAAUAUGUGGAUAUCCAUUUUCAAUUUUAUUUUAUUUAAAACUUGAAAAAUUCAGUGUUGGGGGAUAUGUAAAAACAAAGUAUUAAAUUUCUCUGAGAAGAAAAUUUGUAAAUAUCUUUGUAUAUUUUACAUGUUGUCAUUCUUUUUUCAAAUUUGUGAUAAAGACACGAGAAUGGAAUACUUAGAUUUCAAAAUAGGAUGAAAGGGCCUAGAUGUAAAGUUCAGGAAAAUAUAUGUGAAGUGUUGAGACAAUGAAUGUCUGUUCAUUUUUAUUGUAGUAGAAUACUCAGAAUUGUUCACAGCUGUUCAUGACAACUAUUAAAAGUUAACACUUGUCAGUUGUUGAGAGAGAAUGUUGAUUAGUGAAGAGAAACAUUUGAUGUGUAAUUUGGAAUGCUGUAAAUUUAAUUAGUUGGAGCAAUUUCAAAGUCUUUAAUUUUCAUUUUUAAAAAGAAAAAGAAAUAUGUUCAUGAUUGAGGAGAGAUAUAAGGGUUGAUAUUUUUAUUAUUAUUUUUUUCUUCAUGAAACUUGCACCACCUGAGAAAUUCAGUGAUACUGAAAAGGAUUUUUAAAUUUCAUCAGACAACUACAUUUAAGGAUUAUAACUUUUGAAGUUGUUAGUUUUAGUUUAGCAAUCAAAGUUAAUUUUACCUGCUACAGAUUGGUGCUUCACAUGAUGUUAGCCAGAAUCUUUUGGGGGUGGGGGUGAGUGUUAAACCAUCAAGAAAUGGAUACAUUAGGUGUUAUGAUUGUUCUUUAUACUCAUUUAAGUGCUUCAAACCACAAUGCAUCAGCCAAUCAAUAUGGACUAUAAAUGGUCUUCGUAUGUAUUAGAACAUAGCUUUACGAAAUCCUUAGUGCUGGUAUUGUAGGGGGACACGUGUUUGGAGACUUUGUACAAUCAGCAAAAUGUAAUGAAGCUAAAUAAGGGCACACUGUAGAUUACAAUGAAAUACGUGUGUAUCAAUCAUGUGGUGUCAGUGGCAAGUUGUGUGUUUUAUUUUGUUUUAAACAUACUUGCCAAGGGAAACUCAUCAUCAGAAAUCCACAGUCCAUUUCACAACUCUCACCUGGAGAAGUGAGACUGAAUGUGGGAUUCUAAAGGCGAUAGAAACCCAGUGAAUUCAUGACUUUUUAUUAGCGGGCGUUUUAUGUAAUGUUUACCUUCACAUCAUGUGGAAGUCCUAAUCAUGACAUAUCUUUACAAUAUAUAGGAAAUGAUGGUUUAAAGACUGUACAUGUUAAUUAAGGUCAUGCAUGUGUAUUCUUUAAUGAAUGUGAAAAUUUUCUAUUUUUAAAUAUGUAUGUGAUUUUCAAAUGUUUAUCCCAUAUUAAAAUAUACUUAGAUAGAGGAUAUUUGAUAUUAUAAAAAGUACUUGUCUUCUAUAUUCUGUGUUCAUAUCAACACAUUUCUACAAAAAGUGGAAAUGUAUUACCAAACUGUUUGAAAAUGUUCAAUGUGAAUUUUAUAAAGUUGGUUCAAAGUAUAGAAGAGGGGUUGUGAGGAGGAACAGAAGUGGCUACUGCAUCCAUUUGUGUAUUUUGAAAAUCACACUCUUCAUGUAAUAUGUUAAUGCAUUUUGAUAAUUAAUUUGUCAACUUGAAGGCUUGCAUUUCAGGCUUUCAGAAUUUUUGUAGUAGAAUCUCUGUAUUGUGAAGACCGUUAGAUACUCCAUUUUAAAGCACUGGUCAUUAUCCUACCUCAAAGAGGAAUUCGAAGCAGAUGUUUUGUACUUUUCCAAUAUAUAAAUUGUGUCCUUUUAUAAAGUAUAUGUAUACUUGAGGUAAAGACCUAACAAGGAAAUUGGUUUGUUCACUUAUUUUAGUAUGAAAGAUGCUGAAUUCAUAUAGCAAACAUCAACAGUUGUGACUGCAGUUCAACCUUUCAUCCAUUGUGUUUAGUUCACAUUGUUACAAGGACUAAAGCAUUUAGUUCACAUUGUUACAAGGACUAAAGCUUGAAACAAGACAGGAUUUAUAUAGUACAUAUAUUGUAACAGGGAAAAGUAUCUUUUAUAAAAAGAAUCUCUCAGUGUUCAUGUUUUUAAUUUCGUUGUUCAGAGUGCAUGCUUAGUGAAAGUAAUGAGGAAUUUAUAGGACAAAACAACAUCCAUCUGUAUAUAGAUUGAAACACUGUACAUCAAGAUAGCUGGACAUAGACGCAGGUAGACCCCCCUCAUGUUGUAUAUUAGAUUUAUGUGAUACCAACUACUGAGUAGAAACGAACUGUCUUAAUUAAGGUGCUUCCUGAGUUUUAAGUUAUGCAACUUUGUUUUGUAGUCUAGAAUUGUUAUGUUUGCUUCAUUAAUAAAUACAUUAAAACCCCUACCGUAA